Anthonomus grandis grandis is the source of this 3510-nucleotide messenger RNA. It is a transcript of the gene onecut, whose product is annotated as homeobox protein onecut. Gene Ontology annotation, biological process: regulation of transcription by RNA polymerase II. The transcript has 4 exons. Gene Ontology annotation, cellular component: nucleus. The record is from RefSeq and is a predicted model, not a curated record. Bases 1161 to 2897 code for a protein of 578 amino acids. Gene Ontology annotation, molecular function: RNA polymerase II cis-regulatory region sequence-specific DNA binding; DNA-binding transcription factor activity, RNA polymerase II-specific. NCBI's taxonomy places the organism in Eukaryota, Metazoa, Arthropoda, Insecta, Coleoptera, Curculionidae.
GGUUUUUUUUUUUAAAUACAAAGGGGACAUGACGUACGCCGAUAUUAAAAGCCUUAUAUGCAAAUAAUAAAGCAAUAGAAAAGGAUUUUUCAUUAAAGAAGUUAAUUUUAUUAAUUAGGGUAUGACGGACAUGGGCGAUACGAAAUAUACGUUAUUUUUUGUAUAAUUUCUUAUACACCAGUCAAUUUUCAAAAGGGUCUACUCAACUUUUAAGAAACCAGUUCUGUAAGUUGCUUAACAAAUGAAACAAACGAAAGGACAUUUCAGUUCCUUUGAAUUUGAAAUCUUUUGUCCUGGCAAUGGUCGACCUAAAUAUUAUUAUUGCGUAUUCUACUAGUGUAUUUUUUUGUUCGUAUAUUCGUAUAGGACGUGAGAAGGACGCCGGGACCGAGUAUUGCGCAAGGAAAGAGUGAGUGAGCGAGCGAGCGACCGAGCUCGAUGACUCAACUGAAUACUCGCAUGGAUGUCGUAAACGUAAUUCAAAAUAGGGUGACAUAAAGGGCCGGUACAGUUUGGUAUGGUAUAAAGGAAUAAGGAAGGAAGGAAACGGAGUGGCAGCAACACGCACGGCAAAGGGAAGGGUAGGGAAGAGAAGGGUAGGGGGGGCAGGGCAAGGGUCUCGGUCUCGAGGCGCAGCACGAGUGUCGGUUGUGUUAUGGAAGGGACGCGCGCACAAAACCACCUGGCGUCGCCCGCUCCCCCAUUCAAUCCAGUAUCGACCGGCUGCCAAGUUACAAUUUCACCACGGAUACAUACUAAUCGAAAUCGAAGUCCAAUAACUUUACUAAGUAUCGGGUACGAGUGCGGGCCGGGGUUCCCAAUUCAAUCGAAGGGAGCAUGCGAAUCAGUGAUUGUUUUAUUUUUUGACUAAUUGCCCGAUUAACAGUACAUGUUAUUUGCAAAAUAUGCAAUGUCUUUGUUUUUCGCGUUCGGCCCGAUAUUAUGGUCGUGCUACUACAUGUAAUAAGAAAAAAAAAACAGGAUAAAGUGUUUUAGUGCGAAGUUCCAUGGUAUGUAAGUAACGAGCGAAUCCAGUUAUUUUUUCAAAAAAAACAAAAACAAUAAUAUCAACAUUGUUAUGAAUACCCAAGAAUUUUCGACGAAUGGUAAGCGAUCCCGACGUCGCUAUUAACAACUAGACGGCAAACAUCGAAUCUAAUAUGAUGGAAAAUAUUGGAAAAAUGAUCGAACAUCAUCAUCAUCAUCAUCAUCAUCAGCAGCAGCGGCAGCAGCAGCAGCACGAGCAAACGGUCGAUUCUUGUUCGAGUGGCAUGGCGACGCAUGCGCACACGCACGCCGCGGUCAUAACAGCAGCAGGAGGAGGUGCAGGAGGCGGCAUGGAGACGCGGGUCGUCACGACGAUGAGGGUGCUGUCACGCGCCGUUCUCGAGCGUCGUGUUGUUAAACAAGAAGAAGAAACGGCGGCUGCCGAUGGCCCCCUUUCCGUCAUCGUGCAACCUCAAGACGAGUCCAGGGAGUCCGAACUCCUUAGCCCUAAAAUAUCACCAAACACGGUCAUGAUAGAUACCAGCGAGUAUCGUAAUCUUAAUCCCGAGCCCACUUACCAAACCCUUACGACGGUAAAUGGCAGUAGGAUGUCUCCAGCGGGUUAUAGUCCCAGUUCGUCAUAUGCGACUUUAACCCCGUUGCAGCCUUUGCCGCCCAUAUCCACAGUUUCUGAUAAAUUUGCCUACGGACAUGCAAGUAACGUUACCGGUUCUUUUACCGUCAUGCAAAAUAAUAGUAUCCAAAAUAUUGUCGGUUUAAACGCUAGCACUCCUUAUACCAUGAACAAUAUAGAACUGACCCCGCCACACAAUUAUUCAUCUCCUAGUAUAGGUAUGCAACAACAAUCUAGUCCAAUUAGUCCACAAAGUGCUUAUAGCCAGAAUGGUUUGCCUUCCCCGCAAAAAAGUAUGUCUCCUCAAGGCUACGAAUCGCCUUAUAGUGCCAGGCAAGGUGAAAUAGUGAGUCGAACAUUGAAUAGCCCUCAGCUGAGUCCGCCUGGCUCAGGCUCAUUAAACUCCCCAGAGGGUACUCUAGUGACAAAUUUUAGUGGGCAAACUACUUUGAACGGACUCGGGUUACAAAAUCAUCCGCCAACUCUAGUGCAAAUCGCGCCUCCUCAACGUGACUGUUCGCCUUCACCUCCUGUAGUGCAAUUACAACAAACCCCACCAGGUAAUCAACAUCAACAUAAUCAGCAACAAACAAUUCAAAUUAAAAAUGGAAGUCCAACGUCGAUCAGCGUUUCUUCGAUGGGAGCUGACGUUGAAGAAAUUAAUACUAAAGAAUUAGCACAGAGAAUCAGUGCCGAAUUAAAAAGGUACAGCAUUCCUCAGGCAAUAUUUGCCCAAAGAGUACUUUGUAGGUCGCAGGGGACUCUUUCUGACCUGUUAAGAAACCCGAAACCGUGGUCUAAGUUAAAAUCCGGACGAGAAACCUUUAGAAGGAUGUGGAAGUGGCUGCAGGAACCGGAAUUUCAAAGAAUGUCUGCAUUACGACUGGCAGCUGCGCAGAUACCACAACGAGGCAGCCAAACAGCUUGCAAACGGAAAGAAGAAACUACGGGGAACACCGAACCGAUGCCUACGCCGAAAAAACCUCGUUUAGUUUUUACCGACCUACAGAGGCGCACCCUACAGGCUAUUUUUAAGGAAACAAAAAGGCCGUCAAAAGAAAUGCAGGUGACGAUCGCGCGGCAGCUAGGCUUGGAGCCAACAACAGUUGGAAAUUUCUUUAUGAACGCGCGACGAAGAUCAAUGGAUAAAUGGAAAGACGAAGAUCCAAAAGCAACGAUAAUCCACCACCAACAAAUGUCUCCCGGUAUGGAAGAUGAUUUAGACCACGAUGGAGAUAUGGAUGGAGAGAUGGAUGAUCAGGAAGACGUGUUGUGACAUGCAUUCCGUGAUCGAAAUUUAUUAUUGCUGUGACCCAACCGUAUUUUUAUGAUGACCUCUUUUUAUUUACUCUAGAUGUGUAGGUUUACUAGACACCUUAACGUAUUUGACCUAUUCAAACACAAAUGAACGUUAUCAUCCAUUGCGAUAUUGAUGCCUACUAAAUAUCAUGACAAUCUUUUGCACGCUGUCUGUCGAACUGGUAUUAUUUUAUUGGCAUUUAGAGUCAGGAAGAUCAAGGGGUAAGAAGAUACGCUAAUUUUUUUUUCAUCACAUCAUAAAUAUAAUGUGCGUUUUCGGUAUUAUUAAUAUCAGGCUCACGGAUCUAUCAAAUAUUACGGGCAUAAACUUAAUUUUAAUCUCGUAAUAAUAUUAUUUAUUUUGUUAUAUCAUAAAUGUUUCAUUUUACUUUACAUUAACUACUAUUUUUUUCCAAUGAAUUGAUAAUAGUAUGUUUCUCAACUGUACAAACAUUAGAUUAUUACUAAAAAAACAUUACAUUCCUUGGAAAGGUUGUGGUUUUCUGAUAAAAUUUAAUUAAAUUUUAGUAACUACUUAAUUACUAAACUAAACCUUAAUAAAAGAGUUUUAAGAGUUCCAUUUAUUUAUA